UUAGAUGUAAACUUGGAUAUCAUUACGUGUAUUUAUCAGGUCAACACGAGACAAUGUGACCCGAUUUUCCCGAAUUUCCGACAAUGUUGGAUAAGUUUUGCAAAAUAUGAUGCAUCCCUUUGUCAAUAUUCUUGAGCGAUUUUUUUCCAAAACAGGAUAAGCUCUUUUAAUUAAAUUUCCUGGAUUUGUGUCAUCACUGCCCUUCUCGGUUUUCCUGUCCGGGAAUAUUUGGAAUACGCUCUCCGGCUCCGCUGUUUAGUAUUGAUUCCAAGCUGCACUAUGAGGAUCACAGAAAAAUGUCUUCUUUGUUUGUGGAGUUCCGUGAUUGCUUCUUCACUGCAGACAACUUUGAUAUCUGGACAGGACAACUUGAGUUCGAACCAUGCGGUGUUUUGCCGAUCGCAAGCGGGGACCUACAGGACCGUCCAAAAAUUUCAACUCACUUCCUAUGCUUGGUGUUUUCAUUUCAUAUUCUACAUAAAAUACAGAUCUAUUGUGAACGCAACAGGAAGUACGCCUUCGGUUUUAUUUAUUCAAGAUGGCCGUAUUCGUAUCAUCCCGUCUCUAGAUUAUACAAAUCGUUCCGCACGUGGAAACGUCUGUUCGUACCUGAGCCAAGAUGAAUGUCAUCAGUGGACAUCUUGUUGCUCUGCUGCAGACGACUGUUGUCAAAGGCAACUUGCACUUCCGCCGGAAGUAAACGAUACAUGUGGUCGUAUCUGGGAUGGUUGGAGUUGCUGGGAUGACGUAGCUCCCGGAACUAAAAACUACGUUCCCUGUCCUCUUUUCAUGCCAUUUUUCUCACAGUCAAGAAGUGCUAUAAAGACGUGUAAAGAGGACGGACAAUGGGUAGAGCGCACGGACUACAGCCAUUGUGUGGACAAACAGGGGAUAGAGACGAGUCUGUUCCUUGGGCUGGGCUUCAGCAUAACCAGCAUUCUAUUUCUUGUCCCCGCGGUUUGCAUCUUCAUCAGAUACAGAACGUUAUCUCGACAGAACAGAGUGCGCGUGCACAUAAACUUUUUCAUGGCUCUUAUUGUACAGGAAGUCGUAUCGGGAUUAUGGGAUAUAUUGAUAACCUACGACAAAAUCAAAAGCUCCGAGGUGUUCCAAACAGCCCUCAUGAAGAAUGGCCCGUGGUGUAAGCUCCUCUCCUUCCUGAAGAUUUACUUUAAGGGCUGCACGUACACGUGGAUGCUGUGUGAGGGGGUAUUCCUCCACAGGUUGAUGUCCAACGCCUUCUCCCCUCCCCAGUCCCUUCAUCUCAUCUACGUCAUCGGCUGGGGAAUACCCCUGGUCUUCUCGGGAACCUACGCCAUUAUCAGAAAAACGCUGAGUGACGAAAGGUGCUGGACGUUUUCAUAUAAAGCUACAGAGUGGAUAUUUGAUGCGCCAAAUCUUACGUGUCUUGUGUCAAAUUUGAUAAUUCUUGGAAAUAUACUUCGGAUAUUGCUGACCCAGAUGCAAUCUCAUCCGAACGAACCAGGAAACUUUAGGCGAGCUGUGAAGGCCACGUUCAUCCUGAUUCCUCUGUUUGGGAUCCAGUUAUUUGUCACCCUAUACAGAGUCCCUAUCAGCGUAGAGGGAGGGCUGGAGUAUGAGAGAUUCACUAUUAUUGUGGACCAUUCCCAGGGAGUGUUCGUGGCUAUUGUUUUCUGUUACAUGAAUGGCGAGGUGAUAUCAAAUAUCAAGAAAUCUUGGAGACGUCGCCUUAGCAACAGGUACUUUCGCUUCCCGAGACGGAUGACGAUUUCCACCAAUCAGACCAUGUCGUCUCAGGCUGAUUGUGACGUAGCUGAAAAUGACGUAGUUCCGGUGAAUUUUCUAAAUACCAGUAACGUUAAAAGACCCGACUCGAGAGAAGUGGAGCUAACAGAAUCCAUUGGAUCCAAUGGAAAUCCAGCGGGAACUACGAGAGAGGGGAGGAAAGUCUCAUUUGCUAACUUCCCGCCGUCACACCCGACUUGAUUUCAGCCAUCUUGUUUUUAAUUGACGGUGUUGUACAUUUCUGUGAAUCAAAUACAGAGGGGUGUAUCGGCCCUGAUACGACUUGUCUUGGACUACAUGUACAUGUAGGUGAGGCAGUAUCUGAAACCUACUAAGGCUGUAUCUCCCUCCGUGACUGAGAUAUCUCUGUGUUAAGAAGGCAAAGUGGCCUACAAAUUAACGCCCACAUCUGCGUUAAACUUUGACUUAUGAAAAUUGUGCUCAUAAACUAACACUUAGUAAAGUAUAAAUAAAAAAUUGAUCAAUUCCCAAAUUCCUCAUACACAGAUUUUCUACUUACGGAGAUUGAAAUAGUCUAAAAAUGACCUCGACCAUCAAGUCUUUUUAACCGACAUCGAUAUUAAGGAGAUAUUUCGAACACCAUCAAAGUCAACAACAAAUUCCCUUUUUUUUCAUAAGUUUUGCCAUUUAAGUAAAUCAAUGGAUCAGCA
Messenger RNA from Magallana angulata, 2438 nucleotides. Its product is annotated as calcitonin gene-related peptide type 1 receptor-like. Gene Ontology annotation, biological process: cell surface receptor signaling pathway; adenylate cyclase-modulating G protein-coupled receptor signaling pathway. Gene Ontology annotation, cellular component: plasma membrane. Gene Ontology annotation, molecular function: G protein-coupled peptide receptor activity. The coding region runs from base 280 to 1968 and encodes 562 amino acids. The transcript has 11 exons. The record is from RefSeq and is a predicted model, not a curated record. NCBI's taxonomy places the organism in Eukaryota, Metazoa, Mollusca, Bivalvia, Ostreida, Ostreidae.